AAAACCUCGACCAAUGUGACAUUCCAUCGUGUCGUGACUGCAGAUGCUUCGCGAAGGUCAGAUUCCCCCAUGAAAUAAUGAAAUAUAUUCGCCAUCGGUGCUCGAGAGGGCGAAGGAGAUUCAGAGCAUUCCGAACGAAGUGGAGGGGACGUGCUGAGCCUCGGAGUCCCGGCCAUGAUUAGAGAUUCAAGUUAUACUGAGCUGCGGUAGAAGGAACAAUUCUGUGCUUUGAGCCACUGAUAUAGAUUUGUUAAACAAGAGCUUAGGGCAGGAACUGUGGAAGAAAGGAAAAUGAAUGCGCAUAAAUUUGAAAAGAUACGAUUGCAAUAUCCACCGAAAGAAGAACAACUCGAGGACCGUAAGAGAGGCGUGUCCCAAGGCACAUCAACACAACGAAGACCUACACGAAGACCAUGAACAUACUCUGGCUAUCGUUGGGCUACAGUAUAACAUAGAAGAUUCUAGCAGUGGUGUUGAGAGUGACUCAAUGCUCUGAUGAAUCCCUUGUGUUAAUAGGCUUCUUACCAUGGAAUAAAAGCUUUAUGUACACACGAGAUUGAUAAUUAUUGAUGA
Messenger RNA from Marchantia polymorpha subsp. ruderalis, 573 nucleotides. NCBI's taxonomy places the organism in Eukaryota, Viridiplantae, Streptophyta, Marchantiopsida, Marchantiales, Marchantiaceae. The record is from the annotation of a GenBank genome assembly.